This is a messenger RNA of Lasiodiplodia theobromae, 1143 nucleotides long. RefSeq lists its product as uncharacterized. The transcript is spliced from 2 exons. The coding region runs from base 1 to 1143 and encodes 380 amino acids. The record is from RefSeq and is a predicted model, not a curated record. NCBI's taxonomy places the organism in Eukaryota, Fungi, Ascomycota, Dothideomycetes, Botryosphaeriales, Botryosphaeriaceae.
AUGUGUAGCGGCAUUCCUACGCGUGAGAAGCACAGCGACGGCCUCCACUCAUCUACGUCAUCGGUGACGGUCCACACGACGCAAAUCGGAGAUCGCACCGUCCAUCUCCUGGAUACGCCCGGCUUUAACGACUCGUCAAGGACAGAUGAAGCUGUUCUUCAUGAGCUGGUGUUUUGGCUACUAUCCGCCCAUGAGCUGGGUAUCCGGUUGAAUGGUGUGGUCUACCUUCAUUCCAUCGAGGGCAGCAGGGUGUGCGGAAGCCAUCGCCGCGGCCUGGACAUGUUCAAGGCUCUGAUCGGCGAAGAGGCGUAUCCCGGCGUCGUCAUGGCCAGCUCCAUGUGGAACCGAGCGAAGCCCUCCGAAGCCGAAGCAAGACAGGGACAACUCACCGGCAUGACUGGGUGCUGGGGCGACCUGAUUGCCGGCGGGGCCCGGGUGAUGAAGCUGGGCAGCAACGCGCAGCAAGCUCGGAACAUUGUCCAGCACUUCAUCGACCAGGACCUCGUGAUGAAACUUAGCAUCCAACAUCAGCUGCUCGACUUGCAGCUUGAGCUGCGGCAGACUGAUGCAGGUAAAGUCCUGAAUGCGCAGCUUUCCGAGGAGCUCCAAAGGCUGCAGCGCAGGAUGGAAGAAGUCGAGAGACAGCUUGACGCUUCACCCAAGAAGCACGAUGGUGAGUGUGUCUUGGAGAUGGAUGACGAGUUGGCAGACCUGGAAAAAGCAUCUCUGGAUACGCAACGGGCCAUUGAGAAGUUGAACGCGCCCGGGAAUUCUUGGGUUUCAGAGUGGUGCUCGAAUGUGCGCGCCGAGCUGGAGGAUAUGAGUCUCAUCAACGGUCAAACUGUCCAAAGAGAUGCACUUGGAGAAGUCGAAAGGGUCGAAGAUCAGCACAAACUGAUGGAUAAACAAGAUGGAGGAAUCUGUUUGGCACACAACGACAGCCAGCCCCGGGGGAAGUCUGGCCUUGGUGCGGCAAUCGUGCAUGCCUCGGGAAAGCAACGGUCUACACCAAUCGACAAGGAGGAUAGAAUGUCUAUGACAGCCGGGGUGCCAACGGUUGUAGCAGAAGCGGCGGGUGCUGUUGCUGCUGUUGGAGCUGUUUCGACUUUGAUUCCGGCAGGGGCAGCCUGCAACGUCAUGUAG